Messenger RNA from Ahaetulla prasina, 4755 nucleotides. It is a transcript of the gene FKBP15, whose product is annotated as FKBP prolyl isomerase family member 15. Gene Ontology annotation, cellular component: growth cone. The record is from RefSeq and is a predicted model, not a curated record. NCBI's taxonomy places the organism in Eukaryota, Metazoa, Chordata, Lepidosauria, Squamata, Colubridae. The coding region runs from base 77 to 3637 and encodes 1186 amino acids. The transcript is spliced from 29 exons. Gene Ontology annotation, molecular function: peptidyl-prolyl cis-trans isomerase activity.
UCCGGGAGUGGGAUUUUUACGACACUGCCGCCAGGCACGGAAGCCGGGCGAGGCGGACCGGACCCCCCAACAAAACAUGUUCGGGGGCGCCGAGGAGGAGGAUGCCGACUUCGUGUCUCCGACGGGGGGGGCCAGGCUGGCCUCUCUCUUCGGCAUGGACCAGACAGCCUCUGGUACUGGGAAUGAAUUUUUCCAGUACACAGCACCCAAACAGCCUAAGAAAAAUCUACCGGCCGCAGCUUCAGGUGUGGGGCCCCCAACGCAGAAGCCUCCUCCACCUGCGGGAGCACCCUCCGUCUUCGUAGCCACGGCCGUUCACGCCUAUCGGUUCACAAACGGGACCUACGUGAAACAAGGCAAAUACGGAGCAGCUGUGGUGGGUAGCCACGCCACCCAGGAGUAUAGGAUCCUGCUUUAUAUUAAUCAGCAACAACAGAUCACCAGUGCAAGAAUCCACCCAGGCUUUGUAUUCACGAUCCAACCCAACAACUAUGGGACGUUUUAUGAUGAUCAGAGGCAAAACUGGUCCCUCAUGUUUGAAUCGGAGAAAGCAGCGGUGGAGUUCGGCAAGCAGCUCUGCCUCGCCAAGUACAACAGCAGCCCUUCCCCCGAUUCGGUGACAUGCCAGGACCUCAUCCUCGGAGACGGCCCAGCGGUGGAAAUGGGCGACGCGCUCGAAGUGGCCUUCACCGGCUGGCUCUUCCAGAACUCUGCUCUGGGGCAGGUGUUCGACUCCAAUGUGAACAAGGAGAAACUCCUCCGUCUGAAACUGGGCUCUGCCAAAGUCAUCAAGGGCUGGGAGGACGGGAUGCUUGGUCUGAAGAAAGGAAGCAAGCGUUUCCUAGUUGUCCCUCCGGCGCUGGCUUAUGGGUCUCAGGGAGUGGCGAAUCGUGUUCCUCCGGACUCCACGCUGGCCUUUGAGGUGGAGGUCAAGAGAGUGAGAUUGGCCAAGGAGGCUGCUUCAAAUGGGCAGAACGCGGCCCCCAGGGACUCCCUGGUGCCCUCUCCAGGACCAAGCACUGAACCUCUCGGCCCCGACCCUGCAGGGUUGCCUCCUCCCGGCACGCUACCACCGAAGCCCGGGGAGCCAGCUUUGCGGGCCAAAUCCAACUCUCUCAGUGAACAACUAGCGAACCCCGACGUGGCGAAAGCAAAGCUGAUUUCACGCAUGGCGAAGAUGGGACAACCAAUGCUGCCUUUCCUUCCCGGUUCGGCUCCUGCUCAGCUGGACUCAAGUGAUUCGGAGAUCGAGGAUCCCAACACCUUGAGACAAGCUACUCAUCCCGCCACAUCGUCUCCGCUGAAACCUUCCUCCCCAGCUGCUCUUCCUCAGAUAACAGCCCAAGGGCCCCAGGUACCUGCUCCUGGACUCCACGCGUCCUCGGCUGCUGUGAUACCUACGGCCUUGCAUCCACACCCAGCUCUUCCUGGGUCCUCUCAGAGUCUUCAGGCCUACACAGGGAUGAGCUACGCCUACCCACAAGGCCCUGCGGCAGCUUCCCAGCUCCAGCCUAUUGGGGCCAUCUUUCCCGCUCCUUUCCAAGCAGCUGGCGAUAUUGGUUCUUUCUUAAUGACGGAAGCGCGGCAGCAGAACACCGAAAUCCGCCUGUCGGUGGGCAAAGUGGCUGACAAAAUAGACCAGCUAACCGCUAAGGUGGAGGAGUUGCAGAAACAGAAUUCUACCCAAAGCUUGUUACCAGGUAUCUCCUCCGUUACAAUGGAGACAACCAUGAUUAUGACCAACAUCCAGCGCAUCGUUCAGGAAAACGAGAGGCUGAAGCAAGAGGUUUUCGAGAAGAGCGGCCGCAUCGAGGAACAGAACGAGAAGAUCAGUGAAUUGAUUCAGCGAAAUCAGAGGUAUGUGGAGCAAAGCAACCUGUUUAUGGAGCAAAGGAACAAUUCUCUGCAAAUGAACACCGAACAUUCUCAAGCCAGAGUCUUACACGCCGAGCAAGAAAAGGUUAAGGUUGCUGAGGAACUGGCAGCGGCUACGGCCCAGAUCUCCCGGCUUCAGCUGGAGCUGACCAGCCACCAGAAGGAGGAGAUGGACCUUCGCUCCCAACUAAACGCUGCCCUGAAGGAAGCCGAGAGCCAUGCUGCCCAGCUUAACCAGUUGCAGGCCCAGCAGGCAGAACUUCAGGAGUCAUUUCAAGAGGCCAAGAAUAAAUUCCAGGUGGAGAAGCAGAGCCGUAAGCAGCUGGAUGGGAAGCUGGCUGCUUUGGAGGAAGAAUUGGCUGACCUCUUGGUGGCGAAAGAGAACUUGGAGAAAAAUCUUUCCGAAAGAAAAAAGAAAUCCCUCCUCGAGAGAAAACAGGCCGAAGAAGAGGCAGAUGAGAUUCGCAAGUCUUACCAGGAAGAGAUGGACCAACUCCGGCAGCUUCUGAAAAAGUCACGGGCAUCAUCCAACAGCGUUGCUUCGGAGCAGUUUUCCCUUCUGCAGACCGAGCUGGAGUCCCAGUGGGAAGCCAAAUGCCAGCGUCUGCUGGCCUCUGCCAAGGAGCAACACGCCCGCCAGUUCCAGGAAGUGUGUGAGCAACGGGAUGCCCAGCGGCAGAUGAUUUCCCAACUGGAAGAGAAGGUUUCUCUGCUCAAGGCCAGCAGACGCUCCGAGGACCAAAAAUCCACCGAGCUGCAGGAUCGAGUGGAAGAACUCGAGUCAGUUAAAGGCAAGUGUGCAGCCUUGCAGUCCCAGAUGGCAGAACUCAUUGCCCAUUAUGAAGACCGGAUCGAAGAACUGAGGAAGAUCAUCAGUAGAGCCCCACCGACAGCUUCAGCUGAAGAGGUGAAAAAGAUCAUGAACGGGGUCUUCCACUCCCUUCGUGGCCAAUUCGAGUUGGAGGAGUCCUACACCGGAAGGGUUGUUCUCGGCGUGGUCAUGAGCACCAUCAAGGCAAUAACUCUGCAGCUGCUGGAAAGGCCUGAAGAACACAACCACGAAGAGCAGGGACCACGGCAGAGAGGGAGCCCAGUGGCCCUCGCCCGAGAUCAGCCAGGCAGUCCUGAUGAGACGACGCCGACGGCGGCAUCUCCUGUACCUUCAGACCACCCAGAAGAAGACCCAAACGGUUCUACUCUCUCUUCGGAAGGAAGUCAAAGCAAGCAGGAACAGGAAACCCAGCGCUCGGACGCGCCCGCUGAGUUGACCCCGGCAUCCUCGAAUCCCGUCACACAGUCUCCAGAGGUGGAGGAUAAGGAGCAGGCUGUGUCUUCUGAACCAACAGAAGCUCCAGCUUUGGAUAUUGGCGGUGCUGUUGAGGACACGCCUGCAGAUCCUGUCCCCUUGAAGCCAGCCAUUGAAGAAGCUGUGCCUACACUGGACCCAGAAAGAGAAGAGGACACUUGCCCAGAUGUUCCUAACCAAGAUCCAACCGCCUUGAGCCUUCCAUCCGGUACCACAGAUGAGAAAAUCCAAGCUGGGGAGAUGCCACCACCGGCCUCCAUCCCUCCGAAUGAGGAUUCCAGCGCCCCUGAGAGUAAAGCCAAUUUGUUGAAAGCAACCAACUGUAAGCUGCCUUCAUCAGGAAGUCCAUUGGAAGAGGAAGAGGACGAUGAAGAACUGAGCUUUAAGGGACGGCCUCCCCCGACCCCGCUCUUCGGAGACGAUGAAGAUGACGAUGACCUGGACUGGCUGGGAUGAGCAACGGAUGAAAGCUUGGAAGGACGGAAAUGUUUUGCUUGGUUGUUUUGCACAGAGGGAGGGGGGCCCUCGGGAACUGGCCGGCACUUUGGGCCACCUCCGCAAGAUUCUGGGAUUGCCCCUGCGCACCUGGGUGGUGGGGCUUGAAUACCAGAGGUUUCUCUCUCUGCACUGAAGCACAAAAACAAGCCCUUUUCUGCAUUUGCCUCUGAAAUCCAGGCCCCUACUACUACUACUUUUUUUUUGCAAGUGAGAAAGUCUUCACGGAGGGAUAAGAGGAGCCGAGAUGGUCUUCGUGCAGCUCCAGGUUCUUUCUGGGAUGCACACAUGAGGAUCCCAAGGAGUGAUUUUAUUUGCCUUCCUGUCCAUCCCAUCUCCCCAUCGGUGCUUUUGAGGAUUCCCUGCCCGUUAACCUGCCUACACGAGGGUUUUAAAUGGCUAGCCAGGAGCCUCUUUUCCCACAAGACCAGGGAAAGAAAAAGAAAGAAAGAAAGAAAGAAAGAAAGAAAGAAAGAAAGAAAGAAAGAAAGAAAGAAAGAAAGAAAGAAAGAAAGAAAGAAAGAAAGAAAGAAAGAAAGAAAGAAAGAAAGGAAGAGAGAGAGAGAGAAAGAGGAGAGAGAGAGAGAGAUGAUUGACAUGAGAAAGAGGGGAGAUGAUUGAUAGAGAGAGAGAGAAGAGAGGAGAGAGAGGAGAUGAUUGAUAAAGAGAAAGAUAGAUAUGAUUGAUAGAUGAGAGAGAUGAGAGAGAGAGACGAGAUGAUUGAUAGGAGAGAGAGAGGAUUGAUAGGAGAGAGAGAGAGGAGAGAGAGAGAGGAGAUGAUUGAUAGGAGAGAGAGAGGAGAUGAUUGAUAGGAGAGAGAGAGGAGAUGAUUGAUAGAGAGAGAGAGAAGAGAGGAGAGAGAGGAGAUGAUUGAUAAAGAGAAAGAUAGAUAUGAUUGAUAGAUGAGAGAGAUGAGAGAGAGACGAGAUGAUUGAUAGGAGAGAGAGGAGAUGAUUGAUAGGAGAGAGAGAGAGGAGAGAGAGAGAGGAGAUGAUUGAUAGGAGAGAGAGAGGAGAUGAUUGAUAGGAGAGAGAGAGAGGAGAUGAUUGAUAGGAGAGAGAGAGAGAGAGAGAGAGAGA